GGACAGGCGCUCGGACCCAGGCCAGGGGCAGGCCGCGCAGUCCCAGCAGUGAGUGGCCGCAGCCAGGCGGUCGGCAGAGCUCCCACUGAACCACCGGAGGAGUGAAGAGGGGCAACAGGGCUGAAACCCAAAUGGGAUCAUCCAGCUUUCUCUUAUGUUGGAACAAAAAUGACAGCCAACAUUUAUAGAGCGCUGACUCCGCACCUGACAUUGUGUCGAGUCCUUGAUAAAUACACGCUCUUCUUUAACCCUCCCAACGAACUAAUGAGGGAUGGGAGUGUAAAUGCAGUUUUGCCGAAGAGGGGACCCAGACUUGGUUCAGGCUUGCCCAAGGUUUCACGGAAGCACUGGGAUUAUGACCGUGUCUUAGCGGAGCAGCCAUAAGCCACACUGCUUCCUCUGUGCUUAGACUCUGAAAAGAAGGCAGAGAAAUACGCCAGACUGUUAAGAGUGGUUAUUUCUGAGCAGAAGAAUGUGGAUGAAUUCCAUUCUUCCUGUUUUUCUUUUCAGGUCUGUGCGGCUGCUAAAGAACGAUCCAGUCAACUUGCAGAAAUUCCCUUACACUAGUGAGGAUGAGGCCUGGAAGACGUACCUAGAAAACCCGUUGACAGCUGCCACAAAGGCCAUGAUGAGAGUCAAUGGAGAUGAUGACAGCGUUGCGGCCUUGAGCUUCCUCUACGAUUACUACAUGGGUCCCAAGGAGAAGCGGAUCUUGUCCUCCAGCACUGGGGGCAGGAAUGACCAAGGAAAGAGGUACUACCAUGGCAUGGAAUAUGAGACGGACCUCACGCCCCUUGAAAGCCCCACACACCUCAUGAAAUUCCUGACAGAGAACGUGUCUGGAACCCCGGAGUACCCAGAUUUGCUCAAGAAGAAUAACCUGAUGAGCUUGGAGGGGGCCUUGCCCACCCCUGGCAAGGCAGCUCCCCUCCCUGCAGGCCCCAGCAAGCUGGAGACCGGCUCUGUGGACAGCUACCUGUUGCCCACCAGUGAUAUAUAUGAUAAUGGCUCCCUCAACUCCUUGUUUGAGAGCAUUCAUGGGGUACCACCCACACAGCGCUGGCAGCCAGACAGCACCUUCAAAGAUGACCCACAGGAGUCAAUGCUCUUCCCGGAUAUCCUGAAAACCUCCCCGGAACCCCCAUGUCCAGAGGACUACCCCAGCCUCAAAAGUGACUUUGAAUACACCCUGGGCUCCCCCAAAGCCAUCCACAUCAAGUCAGGCGAGUCACCCAUGGCCUACCUCAACAAAGGCCAGUUCUACCCCGUCACCCUGCGGACCCCAGCAGGUGGCAAAGGCCUUGCCUUGUCCUCCAACAAAGUCAAGAGUGUGGUGAUGGUUGUCUUCGACAAUGAGAAGGUCCCAGUAGAGCAGCUGCGCUUCUGGAAGCACUGGCAUUCCCGGCAGCCCACUGCCAAGCAGCGGGUCCUCGACGUGGCUGACUGCAAAGAAAACUUCAACACUGUGGAGCACAUUGAGGAGGUGGCCUAUAAUGCGCUGUCCUUUGUGUGGAACGUGAAUGAAGAGGCCAAGGUGUUCAUCGGCAUAAACUGUCUGAGCACAGACUUUUCCUCACAAAAGGGGGUGAAGGGUGUCCCCCUGAACCUGCAGAUUGACACCUAUGACUGUGGCUCGGGCACUGAGCGCCUGGUGCACCGCGCUGUCUGCCAGAUCAAGAUCUUCUGUGACAAGGGAGCUGAGAGGAAGAUGCGCGAUGACGAGCGGAAGCAGUUCCGGAGGAAGGUCAAGUGCCCUGACUCCAGUAACAGUGGCGUCAAAGGCUGCCUGCUGUCGGGCUUCAGGGGCAAUGAGACGACGUACCUUCGGCCAGAGACUGACCUGGAGACGCCACCCGUGCUGUUCAUCCCCAACGUGCACUUCUCCAGCCUGCAGCGCUCUGGAGGGGCUGCCCCCUCGGCAGGACCCAGCAGUUCCAACAGGCUGCCUCUGAAGCGUACCUGCUCGCCCUUCGCUGAGGAGUUUGAGCCUCUGCCCUCCAAGCAGGCCAAGGAAGACGACCUUCAGAGAGUUCUGUUGUACGUGCGGAGGGAGACUGAGGAGGUGUUUGACGCCCUCAUGUUGAAGACCCCAGACCUGAAGGGGCUGAGGAAUGCGAUCUCUGAGAAGUAUGGGUUCCCUGAAGAGAACAUUUACAAAGUCUACAAGAAAUGCAAGCGAGGAAUCUUAGUCAACAUGGACAACAACAUCAUUCAGCAUUACAGCAACCACGUCGCCUUCCUGCUGGACAUGGGGGAGCUGGAUGGCAAAAUUCAGAUCAUCCUUAAGGAGCUGUAAGGCCUCUUGAGCAUCCAAACCCUCACAACCUGCAAGGGGCCAGCAGGGACGUGGCCCCAUGCCACACACAACCUCUCCACAUGCCUCAGCGCUGUUACUUGAAUGCCUUCCCUGAGGGAAGAGGCCCUUGAGUCGCAGACCCAUAGACGUCAGGGCCAGGGAGAGACCUGGGGGAUUCCCUGGCCUGAACCCCCAUGGCAUGCUUGAAUCUGCUCCCUGAACUUCCUGCCAGUGCCUCCUGUAGCCCAAAACAAUGUCACUGUGGUUACUACCUACCCAGAAGACUGUUCCCUCCUCCCAAGACCCUGUCUGCAGUGGCGCUCCUGCAGGCUGCCCGUUAAGAUGGUGGCGGCACACGCUCCCUCCCGCAGCAUCACGCCAGCUGGUGCGGCUCCCACUCUCCGUCUUCAACUUCAGACAAAGGAUUUCUCACCCUUUGGUCAGUUAACUUGAAAACUCUUGAUUUUCAGUGCAAAUGACUUAAAAGACACUAUAGUGGAGUCUCUUUCUCAGACUUCCUCAACGCAAGAUGUAAAUAGCACCAACGACUGACUGGAACAAAGUGACCGCUGUGUAAAACUACUGCCUUGCCACUUACUGUUGUAUACAUUUCUUAUUUACGAUUUUCAUUUAUGUUAUAUAUAUAUAAAUAUAUUGUACAUAUAUGCAACAUUUUAUAUUUUUCAUGGAUAUGUUUUUAUCAUUUCAAAAAAUGUGUAUUUCACAUUUCUUGGGCUUUUUUUUUAGCUGUUAUUCAGUGAUGCAUUUUGUAUACUCACGUGUAUUUAGUAAUAAAAAUCUACCUAUGUGUUACGUCACAUUA
Molecule: messenger RNA, 3119 nt
Organism: Piliocolobus tephrosceles (Ugandan red Colobus)
Lineage: Eukaryota; Metazoa; Chordata; Mammalia; Primates; Cercopithecidae
Gene: GRHL3
Product: grainyhead like transcription factor 3
Exons: 16
Coding region: 473-2296 (607 amino acids)
Biological process (GO): regulation of transcription by RNA polymerase II
Cellular component (GO): nucleus
Molecular function (GO): DNA-binding transcription activator activity, RNA polymerase II-specific; RNA polymerase II cis-regulatory region sequence-specific DNA binding
Source: RefSeq, a predicted model, not a curated record